UGGCAUUAGAAGUAAACCAAACUUUUGAGCCAAAAACGUCUACCCUAUGGCUUCUCUAUCCCAUCCACCAUCUCUCACCACAUAUUUCCCAUCAUCCAAUUCCUUUCUCCCAAAAACAAAAACCCUUCCCAAUAACAUUUCUCCUCGUAUAAUCUCAUGUAACACUGUCAAUCACAAUGACCAAAAUACCCCCAAACCCAAAAUUGAUAGAAGAGACAUUCUCGUUGGCCUUAGCGGACUCUACGGAGCUUCAACUCUCUACAAAAAUUCCAAUUUUGCCCUCGCCGCACCCAUCCAAACCCCCAACAUCAGCAAGUGUGGCCCAGCAGACCUGCCACCUGGCGCCGAUUCAACCAACUGCUGUCCACCACCCGCCACCAGAAUCCUCGACUUCCAGCCACCGGCACAAGAAAAAUUACGGGUCCGACCAGCCGCCCAUUUAGUCGACAAAAACUACAUAGAAAAAUAUAAAAAAGCCGUUGAGUUAAUGAAAGCACUGCCAGAAAAUGACCCACGUAGCUUUACUCAACAAGCAAAUGUUCACUGUGCUUAUUGUAAUGGAGCGUACGAUCAAGUUGGGUUUCCGGUUGAGGUUCAAGUUCAUAAUUCGUGGCUGUUUUUUCCAUUCCAUAGAUUAUAUCUUUACUUUCAUGAGAAGAUAUUGGGGGAAUUGAUCGGGGAUCCAAAUUUUGCUUUGCCAUUUUGGAAUUAUGAUGCUCCAGGAGGAAUGAGAAUGCCGGAGAUGUAUGCGGAGGAGAAAUCUUCGCUUUAUGAUGAACUACGGAAUGAAAAUCAUGUGCCGCCAAGAUUGGUGGAUUUGGAUUUCGGUCGAGUUGAUCCUAAUAUUGGUGAUGAUGCGCAGAUUAGGAGUAAUCUUAGUAUUAUGUAUCGGCAGAUGGUUUCUAACAGUCGUACGCCUUCGCUGUUUUUCGGUAGCGCCUAUAGAGCGGGUGACGAGCCAUCACCAGGUGGUGGGUCAAUAGAGAACAUUCCACACGGUCCGGUUCACGUAUGGUGCGGCGACAACAACGAACCCAACGGUGAGAACAUGGGAAACUUCUACUCUGCCGCCAGAGAUCCCAUUUUUUACGCCCACCACUCCAACAUCGACCGCCUUUGGUCUGUUUGGAAGACCCUCGGCGGCCGACGACAAGACCUCCAAAACCCCGAAUGGCUCAACACCUCUUUCAUUUUCUACAACGAGAAAGCCGAAGCUGUCCGAGUUCGAGUUCGCCAGUCUCUCGACUCCAAAAUCCUCGGCUACGUCUACCAAGACGUCGACGUCCCAUGGCUCCAAACCCGCCCCACUCCUCGCCGAGCCCAAAAAACCGUCGCCAAUAACAACAUUAUUCUCCCUUUUAGCAUCGGCCCCGCCCUUGCUGCUGGCCCCUCCUCCAGCCGUGUGAGACCGGCUAACAUCAAGUUCCCGAUAACUGUAAAGUCGGCGGUUAGCGUGGAAGUGAAGAGGCCAAAGAAAUCGAGGAGCAAGAAGGAGAAAGAGGAGGAAGAGGAGAUUUUGGUAAUUUAUGGAAUUGGAUUUGAUCCUAACCAAGGAAUAAAAUUCGAUGUUUUUAUUAACGAUGAAGAUGACAAAGAAAUUAGACCUGAUAAUACUGAGUUUGCGGGCAGCUUUGUGAACGUACCACAUAAGCUCGGGCACAAGAAGACGGUGAAGACCGGACUUAGGUUGGGAAUAACUGAAAUACUUGAAGAUUUGGAAGCUGAUGAUGACGACAGCGUCAGGGUUACUAUCGUUCCUAGGCUUGGAGCUGGGUUGUUCUCCAUUGAUGGGAUUAAGAUCGUAUGUGAUAAAUAAUUUUAACUCUUGGGAUUAUUGAUAAUUAGGGUUUAAUUAAAGUGUAUAAUUAAUUAAACCUUUAUUUAUUUGUGGUGUUUUUUUGUAUUCAAUAAUUUGGGAUAAGAGUGUUUUUUAAGACAUUUUUAAGUCGUUUUGUUCAAUAAUUAUUCCAAAGAACUUUUUAUUUGAUGCAAAA
Benincasa hispida (wax gourd) is the source of this 1994-nucleotide messenger RNA. RefSeq names its product polyphenol oxidase, chloroplastic-like. Gene Ontology annotation, biological process: pigment biosynthetic process. Gene Ontology annotation, molecular function: catechol oxidase activity. The record is from RefSeq and is a predicted model, not a curated record. Lineage: Eukaryota; Viridiplantae; Streptophyta; Magnoliopsida; Cucurbitales; Cucurbitaceae.